This is a messenger RNA of Anoplophora glabripennis (Asian longhorned beetle), 3023 nucleotides long. Its product is annotated as non-lysosomal glucosylceramidase. The record is from RefSeq and is a predicted model, not a curated record. NCBI's taxonomy places the organism in Eukaryota, Metazoa, Arthropoda, Insecta, Coleoptera, Cerambycidae. Gene Ontology annotation, cellular component: membrane. The transcript has 11 exons. The coding region runs from base 183 to 2636 and encodes 817 amino acids. Gene Ontology annotation, biological process: carbohydrate metabolic process; glucosylceramide catabolic process. Gene Ontology annotation, molecular function: glucosylceramidase activity; beta-glucosidase activity.
UUAUCUAGAAGUUGGGUUACGUGGGAAAUAAAAAAUUGUGUAGAUUUAUUUUGUAAUUUUAAUAUUUGAUAACGAAUUGAUGAACUGUCAGAUACAGAAAGAGAUAAGAUAGUGUUGAGGGCAAACGAACGCUUUGUCUGCUUUGAAAGCAGUGUUAGUCAAAUAAAAACAAAGUAAACGCGAUGACGAUACUCGCAGCAGAAAAAGAAGUAAUUUCGACUUCAAAAUAUGGUUUUAAAGUGAAGUUGAAUCACGUAUACCCCGAAAACAGAUCCCAGAAUUACACUCCGACCCUUAGGGUGAUAUGGAGCAUGUUACCUCUCAUUUUAAGGUAUAUAUGGUAUUAUAUCGUCUACAAGCUGACUGGAAAGUCAAUUGUGAUGGAUUACGUAGAGGUGCAGAAAGCAAAACAAAUUUAUGGUGUCCCAAUUGGGGGGAUAGGCUGUGGUAGUAUAGGUAGAGGGUACAGAGGGGAGUUCUGUCGAUUUCAGUUGAAACCUGGCAUAUACGAGUUUAAUACUGUGGACGCUAACCAGUUUAUUGUCACGAUAAAAGACGAACAUCAGGAAACGAUUUUGCACAGCUUGCUGUCCACAUUUCCAAAGAAAGGUCUGAAAGCUUGGAAGAGCUUCAUAGACGGCAGCAAAUGCUCUUACACGGGGUUAUAUCCGAGGGCGUGGACGGAAUACGACUUGUCGGAAUAUGGGAUCAAGCUUACUUGCCGGCAGAUAAGCCCUGUCAUACCCCAAAAUUACAACGAUAGCUCGUUGCCCUGUGCGGUAUUCGUGUGGAAUGUAGAGAACGUGUCCAGUCACGAACGUACAGUCACCAUAGCGUUCACUUUCAAAAACGGCACCGGAACCAAAAAAACCGACCGAGCCUCGACCAGCAGCUCCAAGUCCUUUUCCUACUUACACACGGAGGGGGUCGUGCUCUACCACACCAUCGACAAGAUGCAGUGCGCCUACGCCCUGGCCGUCAGGCCGGACAACGGCUUGAAGAUAUCCCGCUGCCUCUACUUCGAUCCCAACUCGGACGGCACCAAGCCGUGGAUACAGCUGAAGAACAACGGGUGCUUCGACAAGAUCACCGACAGCAGCCACGGUCACGUGUUCGGCGAGAUGGGGUGCGGCAUCGCGGCGAGGCGUACCCUGAGACCGUCGCAGGGCGGCGAGACGGUCAUGAGCCUGGUGUGGGACAUGCCGACGGUGAGUUUCCCCGGGAAGGGGAGGAAGUACAACAGGUUCUACACGGAGAGGUUCGGGAGGGAGAACGCCACGUUGAAGAUGGUCGAUUACGCGUUCAAGAACUACGCCAUGUGGGAGAAGGGCAUUCACGAGUGGCAGAAGGGCGUUUUAAAUGACAGUACACUUCCGGACUGGUACAAGUCGGCGUUGUUUAACGAGACGUAUUACAUAAGCGACGGCGGUGGCGUGUGGUUGUCGUUGAACGAGGACGAAGCAGAGACGUUAUCGAAGACGGAUCCGCGACGCACCUACGGCAGAUUCGCCUACCUGGAGGGCCACGAGUACAGGAUGUACAACUCGUACGACGUCCACUUCUACGCUUCACACGCCCUACACAGGAACUGGCCCAACCUGCAGAAGUCGCUGCACUACGAUCUGAGGGAUUACGUCUUUUUGGAGCUCCCCGAUAAGGUCAAGAUGCUCUACGAUGGGGACGUUGCUGAGAGGAAGUACCCGGAUUCCGUACCGCACGACGCCGGGGACCCAGGCGAGGAGCCUUUCCAGCUGGUGAACGCCUACCCGAUCCACGACGUGAGCAACUGGCGAGAUUUGGGGCCCAAGUUUGUCCUGCAGACCUACCGGGACGCCUUCGAUACUUCCGAGGGACUGCCGGACCGCCAGUACGCGGAAGAUAUGUACAACGCCUGCUACACGGUCAUGCACAGGUGUUUUAAGUUUGACCUCGACAAGGAUGGGCUGAUAGAGAACAGCGGCGUGCCGGAUCAGACGUUCGAUACGUGGGUGAUGGAGGGGGCGAGCGCUUACUGCGGGGGACUCUGGAUGGCGGCCUGCGCCGCCAUGGUCGUCAUGUCGGAGCUGCUGUUCAAAACGGAGGAACGUGACUUCUUCGACGACCUGCUGACGAGGGGUAAAAAGUCGUACGAGGCCAAACUGUGGAACGGCCUCUACUACAACUACGACUGCUCCGCCAAGCAGUUCAACGCCAUAAUGGCGGACCAGCUGUGCGGGCAGUGGUACCUGAGGUGCAGCGGAAUAGAGGAUUACGUCAUCAUGCCGCAGGAGAACGUUAGGACCGCCCUGAAAACCAUAUACGAGAACAACGUGCUGUCGUUUUGCAACGGCAACAUGGGGGCGGUCAACGGUUUUAUAAACGGAGACGUCGACUAUAUCACUUUGCAGAGUCAGGAGAUGUGGACGGGGGUGACGUACGCCUUGGCAGCUACGAUGAUUCAGGAGGGCAUGUUGGAGGAGGCCUUCAGGACGGCGGGCGGGAUGUACAAGUCCAUGACGGAAACGUUCGGUCUGGCCUUCACCACCCCCGAGGCCCUGUACGCCCGUAAAUACUACCGGUCCAUCGGGUACAUGAGGCCUUUAAGUAUAUGGUCGAUGCAGAUCUCCCUCGAGCAGAGGAACAGGGCGAAACAAUAAGCGAUGUGUCGUUUUUCCCGUUUUCUUAUCGGAACUAGUUUGAUGAUGAUUUUGAAUUAAUUGGUGUUGUCGGAUAUCUUUUCCGUUGUGAUUUUAGUGGCAUUUAGUAUUAUUAUGAUGGUUUAUUAUGGGUGAUCGAUUGAUAAAAAAAAAUAUGAUGUGAUACGUUCAUUUGUAGCGAGGAUAACUAGAAAUCGUAAUAUCGCAAUUAAAAAAUUUAUAUUAAUCGAUCGUCACUGUAUUCUUGCUUUUUUCUAGGCUAAUUUGCACAAUUCCAAAAAUUAGUCGCUAAGGUUCUGUUUUUUCAUUUUGUAUUUUAUUUGUUAAUCUGGCAUUGAAUUUUAAAAUAAAAUCGAUCGGCACAUGUCGAGGAAUUCCAUUGUAAAA